UCACUUUUUUCUCAAAAUACAAAUAUUUCCCUCUUUCACUCUCACUACUACUCACUCUUCCAUUCCAAAAUCAAGAAGAAAUUACAGAUUCAAUCAAAACCUCAAAAACGCAACAACGACAAUAAGCAUGAACGACAUUCAAGUGUGGAACAACGCCGCGUUCGACGGCAACGAAGAAGACUCCUUCUUACCGAUGAAGACUUCUUGGUCUUCCUCCGAGUGCACCAAAGAAAACCUGAGCCCGCCCGCACCCGAUAAUUUAUCCUUCAAGAAAAGCACCACCGCCACAAAGAAAAACCCCAAGGGUUUCGGUUUCGGUUCCGAUGAUAACAAAAACAUCGACGACGAGAUCGAAGAGAUCGAGCUUGAGAUAAAGCGCCUUACCACGCGCCUCGACGCGCUCCGUCUCGAGAAGGCGAAGCGGGGGAAGCGCGUGGUGAUGGGCAGAGUCGUCCCCGCGAAGUUCAUGGAGCCGCGCCCAAGCGCCGUCGUUUCAAGAAAACCCGAAGAAACGCCGAAGACAAAAGUUAGGGUUAGUAGUAGUAGUAACAAUAAUAAUAAUGCGUGGCGGCGAGGGAUGAGUCUUGGACCGAAUGAGAUUGCGGCGGCGACGCCGGCCACCACCUUGCAGAGUCGCCGGAAAUCGUGCUUCUGGAAGAUUCCUGAGAUCGGCGAGGAAUCGAGGGCAAAAACCACCGUUGGGAGAGUGAAGAAGAAGGAGGGAAAUUCGGUGAUUCAGGUUCAGGGGAAGAGGCUAUUUGAGAAGGAGAAAGUGAAAUCGGUGUGUGAGAGUGGCAAGAAGGGGUUGUUGAAGCAGGGGAGGAUGGUGGCGAGUAGGUAUAAUAGUGAUGUGAGGAAGAGAUCGUUGCCGGAAGGAGGGACUGAGAUUAGGGUUAAGAAGAGGUGGGAGAUUCCAAAGAACGGCGAGGAAGAGGCGGAGGCCGUGGCGGUCGUGCUUCCAAAGAUUAAGAUGGUGAAGUGUUUGAAUGAGAGUCCCAGAGAUUCCGGUGCAGCAAAAAGAGUUGCUGAGUUGGGGGGGAGGAGGUCCUAUUUCAACACUGAUGAGAAAGAUGUUUGUCAGAUUCUGAAUUUUGCUGAAGAAGAAGAAGGGCAAUGAAGUAAAUCAUCAUGGUUUUAAAUUACAGUUGAGUUAUGAACUGUUGCAAGUAACUUAGUUGUGGUGGCUCACAAUAGGAUUGACAGACAAUUGAAAACCUUGGGGUUAAUGAGAUAUGGUAUGGUAAUGGUUUUGAUUUUUGUUUUUCAUUUUUAUUUUUUGUCUGGUGUAGAUGGAACUUCCUAAGUUCUGAUUGAUGAAUUUGAUUUUUGUGAGCUGAACCAUGAGGUGAGAGUACUGUUGUUGGUUUAGGCUUGCGUAUUGUAUGUUGCUAAAUAAUAAUGGAGUAAAAGUAAACAUGUGGUUCUUUCAAGUUGUAUUCUAUGUUAUCAAUUUUUUUGUUCUUUAA
Molecule: messenger RNA, 1466 nt
Organism: Glycine soja
Lineage: Eukaryota; Viridiplantae; Streptophyta; Magnoliopsida; Fabales; Fabaceae
Exons: 1
Coding region: 128-1117 (329 amino acids)
Source: RefSeq, a predicted model, not a curated record